Molecule: messenger RNA, 1551 nt
Organism: Alternaria metachromatica
Lineage: Eukaryota; Fungi; Ascomycota; Dothideomycetes; Pleosporales; Pleosporaceae
Exons: 4
Coding region: 1-1551 (516 amino acids)
Biological process (GO): regulation of DNA-templated transcription
Molecular function (GO): DNA-binding transcription factor activity, RNA polymerase II-specific; zinc ion binding
Source: RefSeq, a predicted model, not a curated record
AUGCCGGACACUAGAACCGGCGAUAGUGUCGCGGCCCGUCAAUGUUGGGAGUGCUUCAAACGACGCCUGGUGUGCGAUCGCACCCUGCCGCUAUGCAGGAAAUGUGCCAAGACGGGUAAGGAAUGCCCAGGAUAUAACGACCAGAAGCCGUUGCAAUGGGUGGAACCAGGGCACGUGACGAUUCGUCCGAAGAAGAAGAGCAAGGAAUGCCGGCCACCAACAUCCGCCAUCAGAACGGCAAACUCCGCGAGACUCGCACCCGCCAUCCCAAAUGGGCCAGUUGCGGAUCCCGGGGAAUCCAGAGACGCAAGUCUACCAGAGCUCCUCGGACAGGGAGGGCGCUCGGGGCUGGUCUCCGAAGAGCUUCAGCUUACCCCAGAGGCGAUCGAAUUGUCGAAGAGCCAACUUGCCAACUUAUUGGUGGAAGAAGACAAGCCAGCAUGGUGGCGCGACCUCGAUAUCGAGAAGCAGGUAGACCCCAUUGAGCUAACAACUGCAAAGGCCGGAGCGGGCUGUGGGGUGGGCGAACGCAUCAUGUGCAUUGGCAACAAAGACCAGAUCAAGGAAGUGGUUGAAAGGGGCCAGCAUUGGGAAGCCGCACUACUUCUGCAGUCGAAUCAAAGGCCUCUGGCGAAGAUACAGAGACUGCUGCAGAUCAUGGAGAUGAACAGACUUCCAUCGUACGAUUUCUUGUCCGAUGAGACACACGACGUGGUACAAGCUGUCAACUACUAUGUCGACUGGAGGUCGCAUGCAGAUGGUAUGAAGCGACUGAUAGAUAUGCGUGGUGGCUUUGCAUCACUACGACGCACAGUACCUCACAUGACAUCAGCGCUGGUGAUAUUCGUACUCAUCGUAACCUUUUCGAACAGUCUUGGUCCAGCAACACAUCAGAUCAGUAUCACUGAGCCACUCGAACAGCACAUUCAGGAAGUGGAGAAAGUGUACAGCCUCAUACUUCCUUACACACUGUGUCCGUCAACACUCUUCAUCGAGAUCAUUCGCAUCAACCGCCUCCGUCAAGAGCUCAGCCUCACGCCCAUCGUGGAAUCGCAUCAGCACGCUCAAGAUGCACGAAGCAUUCUUUCCCGUGUCGAAUCCUACGGCCCAAGAGAAUGGGCGCAGUCCAGAGAUCAAGAAGAUGACUGGCAGCUGAUCGCAUCGAUCUGGCAGUCUGCAAUCGCACUGUACUGCAUAAUGUCGUUGCAAGCUGUUGAGAUUCUCCCCAGCACCACAGGCAUGGAUAUCAUGCGAAUGCGACACCGCGAUCGCCUACUUAACGAUCUGAAGGCUGCUACGCGACUAAAACAACUCAAGAAGAUAUCGACAUUCCCACUAUGUGUGCUUGGCGUGGAAGCAGGCUAUCACGUCCAGCAAAGCACUCAGAUCUGGAUUGAACGGCACUUGGAGGAUCAUGCCCGCCUUCUUGGCAGUAACAGUCCUUUGAAGGCGCGAGAAGUGCUCCGACGAUAUUGGAGGCGGAAGAAACCUGGUUGGAAUGAGUGCUUUAAUGAGCCGUUCACAACCCUUGUACCAGCGGGUGUCUGCUAA